Molecule: messenger RNA, 3015 nt
Organism: Gastrolobium bilobum
Lineage: Eukaryota; Viridiplantae; Streptophyta; Magnoliopsida; Fabales; Fabaceae
Product: probable alpha,alpha-trehalose-phosphate synthase [UDP-forming] 11
Exons: 3
Coding region: 290-2842 (850 amino acids)
Biological process (GO): trehalose biosynthetic process
Cellular component (GO): cytosol
Molecular function (GO): catalytic activity
Source: RefSeq, a predicted model, not a curated record
AGUUUUGUUUGCAGAGAGACACGCCACACACACGCUCUACUUCUUCUAUAAUGGAAGGUGUAUUAGUAUUAGUUUCUAGGAUUUCCAUUACUCAAAGAUUUAUAUUCCUCUGCAACACCCACCUAUAAUACCAUCACCCUAAAUCACACACACAUACAAAAAAAGACUCCAUCUUUAACCUUUUUUUCCCUUCUUCAACCAACCAACCACCUCCACCAGCUAGUAAAAGAGAAGGAAAAAAAGAAGAAGAAAAGAAGAUAAGAUUCGAUUUUAUCGUGGUUAUUGGGUAAUGCUCUCGAGAUCUUGCUUGGGUUUAUUGAAUUUGGUAUCAGUGGAUGAUUACCAAGCGCUGAGCCGUGUCCCGAAGGUGAUGGCGGUGCCCGGAGAUGUAGCGGAGUUGGAGAUCGACGACGUCGUUUCGUCGGGUACUCAAGAACGGAGGAUCAUCGUGGCGAACCAGUUGCCGAUACGAGCGUGUCGCGACGCGGAGGGGAAGAGAUGGAGCUUCGAAUGGGACAGUGACAGCCUCGUGCUGCAGCUGAAGGACGGUUUCCCUUCCGACGUGGAGGUUCUGUACGUUGGUUCGUUGAAGGCGGAGAUCGACGCGUCGGAACAGGAGGAAGUUGCGCAGGUGCUUCUAGAAAGGUUCCGGUGCGUCCCCACGUUCUUGCCUGCGGAUGUUUACAACAGAUUCUACCAUGGUUUCUGCAAGCAUUACCUAUGGCCUCUAUUUCACUACAUGCUUCCUAUGUCGCCCAGCCAGGGUGCGCGUUUCGACCGUGCGCAGUGGCAGGCCUACGUGCUUGCUAACAAGAUCUUCGCCGAUAAGGUCACCGAGGUUAUAAACCCCGACGAGGAUUACGUUUGGGUCCACGAUUAUCACCUCAUGAUCUUGCCCACUUUCUUGAGGAAGCGUUUCCACCGCGUGAAGCUCGGGUUCUUCUUGCACAACACGUUCCCGACGUCGGAAAUCUAUAGGACGAUACCGGUUCGCGAUGAUAUUCUGAGGGCCUUCUUGAAUUGCGAUUUGAUUGGGUUCCACACUUUCGAUUACGCGCGGCAUUUUUUGUCUUGUUGUAGCAGGAUGUUGGGUUUGGAUUAUGAGUCCAAGAGGGGUUACAUUGGACUUGACUAUUACGGUAGAACCGUGACCAUAAAGAUUCUCCCCGCUGGAAUUCACAUGGGCCAGCUUGAAUCGGUGUUGUCGUUGCCUCACACUGCUUUUAGGGUCAAGGAGUUGAAGGAGCAGUUUCGGGGGAAGGUUGUGAUUUUGGGUGUGGAUGACAUGGACAUUUUCAAAGGUAUUAGCUUGAAGUUCUUGGCCAUGGGACAGCUUCUGCAACUGCACGAAGAUUUAAGGGGUCGAGUGGUUUUGGUUCAGAUUCUUAACCCUGCAAGGAGCAGAGGGAAAGAUAUUCAGGAUGUGAAGAACGAGAGCGAGGCCAUUGCCAAGGAGAUUAACGAGAAAUAUGGCAAACCUGGGUACCAGCCGAUUGUUUUCAUCAAUGGCCCCGUUUCGACCCAGGAGAAAGCUGCAUACUAUGCCAUAUCUGAAUGCUGCCUUGUCAAUGCUGUGAGGGAUGGGAUGAAUUUGGUGCCUUAUACGUACACUGUUUGUAGACAGGGAAGUGUUGCUUUGGACAAGGCACUUGGCGUUGAAGAUGGGGCUGUGAGGCCUAAGCAUAGUGUUAUCGUUGUGUCUGAGUUCAUUGGGUGCUCGCCCUCGCUCAGCGGAGCAAUACGGGUGAAUCCGUGGAACAUUGAUGAUGUCUCGGAGGCCAUGAAUUCGGCUAUCACAAUGGCAGAGGCAGAGAAGCAAUUACGUCAUGAGAAGCAUUAUAAGUACAUAAGCUCUCAUGACGUGGCAUAUUGGGCUAGGAGUUUUGAUCAGGAUUUAGAGAGAGCUUGUAGAGAGCAUUACCUCAAGAGGUGUUGGGGUGUAGGCCUUGGCCUGGGUUUCAGAAUUGUUGCUCUGGAUCCUACCUUCAGGAAACUUUGUGUGGAUAACAUUGCCUCUGCCUACAGAGCUACACACAAUCGGUUGAUCCUUUUGGACUAUGAUGGCACCAUGAUGCCGCAGGCCUCAAUAAACAAAACUCCAAGCAGUGAAGUUAUCUCUGUCUUGAAUUAUUUAUGCAGUGAUCCCCAAAAUGUAGUCUUUAUAGUGAGCGGCAGAGAUAGGGAUUGCCUAAGCAAUUGGUUCUCUCCAUGUGAGAAGUUGGGUCUCUCUGCCGAGCACGGUUACUUCACUAGGUGGAGUAAAGAUUCUCCUUGGGAGACCUGCGGUUUGACAACCGACUAUGAUUGGAAAAUGAUUGCAGAACCCGUGAUGGCGCAUUAUACAGAAGCAACUGACGGUUCUUUCAUUGAACACAAGGAAAGCGCAAUGGUGUGGCACCAUCAACUUGCGGAUCCUUCUUUUGGAUCAAGCCAAGCCAAAGAGCUUCUUGAUCACCUGGAGAGUGUGCUGGCUAAUGAGCCAGUAGUGGUUAAAAGGGGACAGCAUAUAGUUGAAGUUAAACCUCAGGGUGUGAGCAAAGGUAUAGUGGUGGAAAAUCUUAUCUCAACCAUGCGAAGUGAGGGAAAGUCACUAGAUUUUUUGCUGUGCAUAGGAGAUGAUCGCUCGGAUGAAGAUAUGUUUGAAAGCAUUGCUCGUUCAGUUUCUAAUCCGGAUCUGCCAACCAUAUCAAAAGUCUUUGCAUGCACUGUUGGUCAGAAACCAAGUAUGGCUAAAUACUAUUUGGAUGAUACUACUGAAGUUAUCAAGUUGCUCGAAGGACUUGCAACGGCAUCAGCACCACCUACGUCCGUAACUUUUCAGGAAUUGCAAGGAACACCAUAGAAACUGAUACAGAAAACAAUCUUGUACAGAAUGAUACUUACUUUUAUAGGUUGAUUCGAAAAAUUCAAUACUUAGAAAUUUACAGAUUAGCUGAUUCAUGUUCUUCACAUAACUCGCAGCAAAAUUUCUUCUUGCAUAGAAUAUAAGUUUCUGCACUGUGCAAUUAAAACAGG